UGGGACGUCACGUCAGCUGCCGUCGUGUCGGGAUUGGAAUGUUACCGACUAACAAUCGGAACAACUGAGCACUCGGUAACUGGACACUAAGAUCAAGGAAUCCCGUUUUUUGAACAUUGUCCUAGCUGUUUACCCGGUCUGAGGUUAGCGUGUGUUUGCUUCGUGUCGACCGGAUAACUUCGCCUGCUGCGCGGCUCCCCGCCGAUGAGGUUUUUUGUUUUAUAUCAGCGCGUUUGAGGGUAUGUGGCGAGGUUGUAAUAAAUAAGAAGAGAAAUGCAGGGAUUCGUCAGGUUACAGUUGUACCGCUGAGCGGCCCCGGCGCUACGACGCUUCCCCCGGGUUUUUGAUUCUCUUCAUACGGGACCAUGGAGUGAUAAAAGAGGGGGAAUAGGACGAAAUCAGCCGGAGGCAUUUGCUUUCAAGCGCGGCGGCCACACCGAUGGGGUUUUGCACUCCCUGGUCAAUGUGUCACCGAGUUUAACAUCCAAACCCCAGAAAGGUACACCCAUACCUUUCCGUCUGGGAGAGCCUCUGGGACCCCCUGCCUCUGUUUAUCCGCUGAAGAGAGUUCCCAGACGGCUGUCGGUUCCUUUUCCGUUUGAAUUGCCCUGUACCUACAGGCAGCCUGGAUGAGGCUGAGAAGACGCGCCGGGGAAGAGAGUCGCUGCAUGUGAUUGUGUCCGAGGGUCCGCUGGCCAGCACUGAGCUUUUUGGGCACCUCAGCCCCGCUGUAGGCGCUGUGCGAUAUGGUGAAACUCUACAGAAGAGGGAGAACGGGACAAUACUUUUAAAAUCGCCCACAUGCACUGGAUCAAUUGCUGGAUUUGGGAACCGAUUAAGCAGAAGGAGGGUUGGGGAUCCUUGGAGGCUGCCGGAGGAUGGAGCGGUGUAGCCGGGGUUGGUGAGAGCCUAACUUCGGGCCACUUUACAUUUCUUAUUCCUAAACAAUUCGCCCCUGUUCCCAGGACACAUGCAGGCCAAAAAACGCUACCUGAUCCUGCUCUCCGCCGGUGCAUGUCUAGUGCUUCUCUUCUACCUCGGUGGGGUUCAACUUCCAGCGGCGAGCAGGAGCCGGCAUGACCGCAGCCGACAUGGGUACCGACCCGACCAGCCUUGGCCUCACUUCUCGGACCCUUUACAUCUUUUCCUGCCCUGGGACCAGACGGACACCGAGGAGUACAACCUGCACAUUUCUCCGAGGCAGAAGAGGGACGUCAACACGAGUGUUUACAAAGGCAAACGGUGCCGCAUGGAUUCAUGCUUUGAUUUCUCUCUGUGUCAGAAGAACGGAUUCAAAGUGUAUGUUUACCCGCAGCAGAAGGGGGAGAAGAUCUCAGAGAGUUAUCAGAACAUUUUAUCGAGCAUUGAGGGGUCAAGGUUUUACACCUCAGACCCCGGACAGGCGUGUCUGUUCGUCCUGAGUUUGGACACUCUGGACCGAGACCAACUGUCCCCGCAAUACGUCCACAACCUGAAGACCAAGGUCCAGAACCUGCCUCUGUGGAACGACGGCAGGAACCACCUUAUUUUUAACUUGUACUCGGGAACGUGGCCGGACUAUACGGAAGACUUGGGCUUUGACAUCGGUCAGGCCAUGUUGGCCAAAGCCAGUAUCAGCACCGAGAACGCCAGGCCCAACUUCGACGUGUCCAUCCCCCUCUUCUCCAAGGACCACCCGAGGACCGGCGGAGAGAGGGGGUACCUCAAGUACAACUCCAUCCCGCCUUUUAGAAAAUACAUGCUGGUGUUCAAGGGGAAGCGCUACCUGACAGGUAUCGGCUCGGACACCAGGAAUGCCUUGCAUCACGUCCACAACGCAGAGGAUGUGGUGCUGCUCACCACCUGCAAGCAUGGCAAGGACUGGCAGAAGCACAAGGACGCACGCUGUGACAAGGACAACGCAGAGUAUGACAAGUAUGACUACAAGGAGAUGCUUCACAACUCCACCUUCUGUUUGGUGCCCCGCGGCAGACGACUGGGCUCUUUUCGCUUCCUCGAGGCGCUGCAGGCUGCUUGUGUGCCAGUGAUGCUGAGUAACGGCUGGGAGCUGCCUUUCUCCGAGAUCAUUGACUGGAACACAGCCGCAGUGAUCGGCGACGAGAGGCUCCUGCUGCAGAUCCCGACCACCGUGCGCUCCAUCCACCAGGAUAAGAUCCUAUCCCUCAGACAGCAGACUCAGUUCCUCUGGGAGGCCUACUUCUCCUCUGUGGAAAAGAUAGUGCUGACCACACUGGAGAUCAUCCAGGACCGCGUGUUUGAACACGGCUCCAGGAGCAGCCCGAUGUGGAAUAGUCACCCUGGGGGACUUUUCGCGCUGCCGCAGUACUCAGGAUACCUGGGAGACUUCCCCUUCUACUACGCCACACUGGGUAUAAAACCGUACCCCAAGUUCACAGCGGUCAUCCAUGCUGUCUCUCCUCUGGUAUCUCAGUCCCAGCCCAUACUCAAGCUCCUGGUAGCUGUGGCCAAGUCCCAGUACUGUGCACAGAUCAUUGUCCUGUGGAACUGUGACAAGCCUCUCCCGGCCAAGCACCGCUGGCCUGCCACCUCAGUGCCGGUCAUCGUCAUAGAGGGAGAGAAUAAGGUGAUGAGCUGUCGUUUCUUGCCCUACGAGACCAUAGUGACCGAUGCUGUCCUCAGCCUGGAUGAAGACACAGUGUUGUCCACCACGGAGGUGGACUUUGCCUUCACGGUCUGGCAGAGUUUUCCAGAGCGAAUCGUAGGUUACCCAGCUCGCAGCCACUUCUGGGACAGCAACAAGGAGCGCUGGGGCUACACAUCCAAAUGGACCAACGAUUAUUCAAUGGUGCUGACAGGGGCCGCCAUCUAUCACAGAUAUUACCAUUACUUGUAUACCAACUACUUACCCACUAGUCUGAAGGGCAUGGUUGACCAGCUGGCCAACUGUGAGGACAUCCUGAUGAACUUCCUGGUCUCUGCUGUCACCAAGCUGCCGCCCAUCAAGGUUACACAGAAGAAACAGUACAAGGAGACAAUGAUGGGACAGUCUUCGAGGGCUUCUCGCUGGGCCGAUCCGGACCACUUUGCCCAACGGCAAACCUGCAUGAACAAGUUCGCCAGCUGGUUUGGCGCCAUGCCUCUGGUCCACUCCCAGAUGAGACUGGACCCUGUCCUGUUCAAGGACCAGGUCUCCAUUCUCCGCAAGAAAUACAGGGACAUCGAGAGGCUCUGACAGGACCGUCGCCCCCUAGGGGGAGACCCUACGCAGGGGGAGGUGCGCAAGAGAGACCUUGUGGAGAGUAGUAAUAGUAGGACUACAGCAGGAUGGACAGGGAGCGACACAGCUCGGUCUUCCACUCAGCACAUUGCCAAUGACCACAGCGCCGCUGCUGCCAGGACUUGACAUGGAAAGGGAUGAAUGAGAAACAAGCAGGUGGCGUUUGGAUAUGAAAAAUAUAAACAAAAAUCUCAAACACAUACCGACAAAGAGGAGUACACAAACUGAUGGACAUGCCAAACAGUACUGUAUGGUCUGCAAAUGGGCAAACACACAGCACCCACUACUGACGACAAUAACUCUUGGAAAGCAUAUUUUUUUGUACAACAUGAACAUGGAUGACAGUGACUUUCCUGCUCUCUUGGCACGUGUGCAGGACGAUAGAAGAGGGAAAGGUGUCCACGAUCGCAAAUCUGACAACCCCACCAUCAUAAAUCCUACUGGUCGCCCCUAGCUAUCCUCCCCAGUAUGCAUCAAGACGUUAUAUUCAACCACCAAAACCCCUGCUUUAUAGCCCAGGAUACCCUGUUCACAAGUUGAUUUGAUUUCUGUACAAAUCAGCUCUCUGGUGUCACUGUUGACCCUUUCUCCUCACUGAGAGGUAAUAUUUUUAUUUCCAAGGUUGAAAAUGUAAACAGAUGUGUCCUGACAAGGUUUUUAUAGCAGAGCUGCCACUACUUCUUCAAACUGUUGGCCAUCAACACACAUCCUUGAGCCGGAAAACAUCCCGUCUGUCCUAUCCUUGGCUCAUUUCUUGAUGUGCUGAUACGGCUUUUAUAAUGUCUAUCUGGAUCCCUGUUAUCACAAAGAUAAGUUAGAAAAACAUCUUGUUUCCUAUUCCAUUUUCCUCUCAUUCUCCCCACAGCAGUUGUACUUUUCUCAUCUUUUUUUUCUUCCUUACUUUCUAUCUUUUAUUUUACCCAUUCAAACUCUGUACUUUCCAUCUUGUGUGUGUGUGUGUGUGUGUGUGUGUGCGUGUGCGUGCGUGUGUGUCCUAAAAACAUGUUGGCUCAUCCAACCAUAAGCUCAAGCAGAGUACAUUUAAACUCCGCUGGAAUGAGUGAAUUGGAUGGAUGAAAUUGAGCAAAACGUUGCAUUCAAACGCAAACGUGUUUCUGCCCAUUUAUUUCUUCCUGCAUGGCCUCCAAACGUACUUACAGGUAGAGAAGGAAUUAAAUUUCAGCCCAUAGCAGGGGUUUAGUGACCAGCUUCAUUUCACAGAUGUGCUUGUGGAGAGAUUUUUAACGCUGAGUGCAUCAGUGCCAUUCUGACAUCAAGGUCUGCCUUUAAAAUUGUUUAUUGCACAUCACGUUGCCUACAUCAGUUUGAGAUGCCUAGAUGCUCUUAAGUUGAAAUAUUGUAGUCAUCAGCCAUGUGGCUCUCUUGCCACCAGGAUUAUUAUUUUUUUCCGUGACAUAUCUGAGGACCUCAGACCCAUUAAAUUGACAAAAGGUUUUCUCCUCCAUUUGUCAGACAGAGAUACGUUUUGGCUUCAAUUAGGUAAAGCUAUUUCAUUUUAAGUGCUGUUUUAUUCCCAGGGGACACGCUGUUGAUGAAACACUCUCACAUUAUGGACCAUUGUGUUGUGGAAGCAGUGACCCACAAACAUGACCUGCUGGCUAAUGCUAGCCUUCGAAGGACCGUUUUUUUUUUUUUCCUGGACACACCCUCCACUGCUUGUCUGUUACUUAUAACAGCUGCUCACAUCACAAUCGUAUUCACAAUCAAGCUGCCUAAAACUUUGCACCUUAAAUUACCCUAUUUGUAUUGCAUAACCAUAUUAAAAUGCUAAAAUAUCUAGCUAGCUCAACCUUUAAUUGUCAAUCAUUUCAAAGAGAUAUGUUGUCUGUGAAAAUGGUUAGGUCGUAGCAGAGCUGCUACACGCUGUCAUUAGGUCUGCAUGCAGCAAGCAGCAUGAGCACAGCCAGUCCCCUCGCACAAUUAGUUUGCAGACACUUAAAUGAAAGCUGCAUGCUUUUAGUGGCCUUUCUGUUGGGCAGGCAUUUUCUCUGCCAAAGUGUGUGUGUGUGUGUGUGUGUGUCAACAUCGUCAGUAUCAGUCUCACAUUCAAUGAGUUAUUUUUCAUCAUUUUGUUUCACGCAUAGUUUUCAUAUAACAUUUAUUUUAAAGCCUUUACAGUCUCAACAAAGGUGUUGUUCAUAAUAUCAAGUGUCAUAUCCAAAUGCUACUAAUGCAAAGCUUCUCCUUUCAGCAUGUAUCAAAGCCAGCAGGACUAUAUUGUUUUUAUUUUAUUUUUUAUCACGUCAUUGCUUUAAAUAUCAUGUUUGUAUUUACAUUCUGGGACUUCAAGUUUGGAGUGUUGUUUGUCUGCCAAGAGAGAUUUAUGAUCUGUUUAAUGUGGAGUCAAACAUCAAAUGUUCUAACAUCUACAGUACGUGAUUCCUGGAAAAACAUGCUCCUCAUUUGGUCUGCAUCUGGUCCCUAUUUCAUCUUCAGAGAACCAUAAUGUAUUGUUUUUUUAUUCCUUAUCAAGCCUUUUAUGUCUGAUCGUUUGAAUCACUGUAUGUGCAUCAUCUCAAGAAAACCACGUCCCCCCAGCUUUGCAGAUAUCUCAUGGAAAAAAACACCCAUUUCAAAUCCCUGUACAUAGGCAUAUAUUUAUUUUUGGAAAAGAAAAAAAGACAGCGUACGAUUUGAGAUGACGUGGCGAGAACAUAAGACUGAUCCUGCAUCACCGAGGGGAGUUAAUGGUAUUUAUUCAGUUUAUUUUCUACAAGCUGUGCACAUUAAUCCACAAAGAUGCCGAUAUACAGCUCAUAUUAUGUUUGUCUCUGCAUUGGUUUUCCAGGGAAACAUACAUCACGCUCUGGCUCCUACAGAACUCUCCAAGAGAUCGAAAACAUUUUCUCUAAAAACUCUAAAAGAUUGCAUACACCAGUGAUCUAGAAUUGGAUUGGGCCACACAAUCUUGGUUCUCCACGGGAGUCAAAUUGCAAAGUCCCAAUAAAGACUACGCCAACUGACACAUGGAAAAUAAUAAGCAGCUGGGUCCUCUGAACCAGAUGGAAACAUUUUCAGAUUCGGCAGUAACAUCCCCCCCUCCCCCAUGUAUUACAAUAAUGGGUCUGAGGCUGUGACACAGUUGUUUAAAUUGCCUCGUUCAAAGCUUGGUUUCAGGUCAGAUAACUUGGCAAAGGAACUUGCUCCAUCUUUUAGUUGGUGUGCUGUACAUCAUCGAGUCCAGAGCUUCGUCAGAGUGUGAUGGAUGUGAUUUAAACCACUCGGAAAAUCUCUGCAUCUGCUUAAAACGCCUCUAUCAUGUCUUUCAUUUUAUCAGGAGGAACCUUUAUGCAAGUUAUCAUUCUGUGCUUUUAAACAGAUGAUAGAAUUUAACCCAAAAUGUGCCAGGCGUUUGGUGUCUGUAGUGGCGAUGACAUGUGUGUUAAAAACUAGUCUGUUCUUGAUUUGUGCCUUUUUAUCAACAUGUAAGUUCUUGACAUGCCGUGCACCGUCUGUCCUAUUUCCAGUAGAAAGGCAGCAACAGCACCAUAAGCAGGACCGGAACAGCCCUGCCUUCAUACACUGGAUGAGUCACAGCUUCCAUUCUCUUGUUGUAACACCCCAUUUUCGUCUUUGUGUUUGGACACUGUUGCUAAGGUGACAACGUAUGACCACUUCCUGUUUGGAAUUAUUUAUCAGUGAUUUGGCGUAUCACUCUACCAAUCAGCAGUAAUAACUGUUGAUCUGUGUGACUAUCUAGCCCCGCUGUCCUGAUGCCUUCUCCUCCCUCCUACCUUGUAAUUGACAGAAGACUUUUAUAGAGGUCACAAAUGAAAUAGAUACAUGCCAAUUUUGUAAGAAUGAUUUAUAAAAAAAAUAAACUCAUAUUUGAUGAUAACUGUA
Etheostoma cragini (Arkansas darter) is the source of this 7102-nucleotide messenger RNA. RefSeq names its product exostosin glycosyltransferase 1b (gene ext1b). Gene Ontology annotation, cellular component: membrane. NCBI's taxonomy places the organism in Eukaryota, Metazoa, Chordata, Actinopteri, Perciformes, Percidae. Gene Ontology annotation, molecular function: glycosyltransferase activity. The coding region runs from base 971 to 3193 and encodes 740 amino acids. The record is from RefSeq and is a predicted model, not a curated record. The transcript has 11 exons.